AUGCCAGACAGUGCAGUGUGGACAGCUUCCUCAACUCGCUCGCUCGGGCUUCUGCAGGGUCUCUUUGGUCGACGGCAAAUGCCAUGCCUAGGCGCCGGUUUCUCUUCUUGCAGCAUCCUUCAAAUGAUCCAAGUCCCCCAUUGCCGUGCUUCCUCCACCACGGACGUCACACACGUCAUGGCGAUCCCUGCCUCUUCCAGCCCUGCUAUGCCCGAGUUGACAGACGUGUUGGACCGCCUGGGGCUGUCUGAAUAUCAUCACGUCCUCGUCGAGAAUGGCUUCCACAGCUGGGAGACGGUCGUCGACAUCACAGAGGAGGAUCUGACCGCCCUCAACUUCAAGCUGGGCCACCGCCGCGCCCUGCAGCGCGAAAUCGCCACCUUUCGCGGCAUCCCCUCGACCCUCUCCCUCGAUCUCGACAGCAACUCGACUGAACCCAUCUCGCUCUCCACUUCCCUCUCCACUUCCGCCCUCGAGACCCUGACGAGGCAGACCUCGACCCCACCCGCGCGCGAGAAGAGAAGGUACCGACGACAUCCGCGGCCAGACGCCAAUGCCCCCAAGAAGCCCAAGACAGCCUAUGUCAAUUUUGCUGAUCAGCUGCGGCUCGAUCCAGCCGUCGGCCAGCUCUCCUUUGUCAACAUUGCACGAGAGGUGGGUCGACGAUGGCAGGAGCUGCCCGCGGAGCAGAAGCGUGUCUGGGAGAGCAAUGCGGCCCGAGCGAUGCAGGAGUUUGAGGCCCAGAUGGACGAGUACAAGAAGACGGACAACUGGCGCAACUACCAGAUCUAUCUCAACGACUUCAGGACCCAGCAAACCGCGCCCUCGAGCAAACGCCCGGGAAACAGUCGGUCCACCACCGACACCUCCAACAACACGAGACAGCUGUCGCGUGCGAGCCCGAGCUCAUCCGACAGCCCAAUCUCACUCCCAUCGAACCAGUCGACCGGAACCGAGGCCGAAUCAAGUCACAAUGCACUCACGCUGGCCUUCAACGAGCUCGUCGCCCUCCGAGGUGAGAUUCUGAGCCAGGGCACGCCAGCCUACGACCAACACCACUUACCGUCCGAGGAGCUUCUUCGCCGCUCCAUGCAUGCCUUUAUCCGUGGCACUGGCUCUCUUCUCUACAUGUGGACCUAUGCCCAAGCUGACGAGAUUCUCGACCGCAUCUACCGCCCCAGGCUGCCAGUCGAUGCCAUGACGCUGGCAGAGUGCUUCACCGUGGCCGCCAUGGGCGCGCAUUAUGACGUGGAUUGCUUCCCUGACCGUCUUCGCCGCGUGCUCUAUGCUUCGGGGACGUUGCAUUUCAACGAGCAGACUGCGCGGCAGGACUAUCUGAGGACGAUGCGUCUGCUGCUUUCCAUGUCUUUUUAUGCGCUGCUGGAGAAGCACAUGAGUGCGAGAUAUCUCAUUGCAGCCGGUCUGCAAAUUGCUCGCUGGAAGUGUCCCCCACUACACUUUUCCACGAGCAAAUUGGCAGGCGACGGCUGGAGAAGGGUGUAUCGAAGCUUGAUCUUCAUGGACUGUUGGUUGAGCUACACGCUUGGCUACACGUCUGAUGUCCUGCCCAUGGACGUGCAGAUUGCCUGCAGCCCGCAACGUCAGGAUCUCGUCACCGUCGACGAGCUCAUUCACGUUCAGAUGAGCAAAAUUGGGUUGAUUGCAGCAGAGAUUGCAAAAACGCUAGCCUCUCCUGAGCUGGUGACGCGGGAAAACAUUCAGAUGCUCACGCAAAAGCUGGAAAACUGGCGCCUCGACGUUCCACCGAUGCUGCAAAUUCCCGCCCUCACUUCAAACGCGUCGCCAGACUUGACCGUCUUCCAGCGUCGAGCGAUCCUGAUGGUCCACAUCAUGUAUCUCGGUGCUCUCGUCCUGCUGUACCGCCAGCUCCUCGUAGCCACAGCGGAAGCCCAACUCACAGAUGGUGCUGCCGCGCAUUCCAACUUCUCUGCCGACGAUGCACGCAUCUAUCGCAGCGAGUGUGCGACAGCAGCCCAGCAAAUCGCGCGAAUCCUCAAGCUGAUUUCCUCUGACGGCACCCUGACCCGGCGCUGUUGGAUUGUCAUCUACUGGUCCUUUUCCGCCGCCGUCGUGCUGCUCUUCAGCGCGACUACGAAACUCGUCGACGGUGAGCCCCAGGGAGUCGAUGCCGACCUCACAUAUGCCAAAUCCUGCAUGGACAUGCUGGAGCCAUGUCGGCACUUUGAGCCCAUUGCCGCACGCUUUCUGGACACGUUAUGGCCUUCUUAUGAUGCCCUACGCGACGUCCACCAGCGCAUAAUAGGCCGAUCGAAAACCAGCAUCUUUGCGCUCCUGCAAGCCGACCCCAGCCAACUCAGCCCACCGGUCACGGUGUCCAAACAGGAAAUGGGACCCAUUUCCGAGAAACUGUCAUCUCUACUCAUGGAUCCCUUUGGCCGCAAACAAGGCCUAACCGAUGACGGAAGUAUGAGACGGCUUUUGAAUGCGGAUGGCAGCUGUGCCGUGUUCUGGUGGAGCUGCGAUCAAAUUGUUGACCUAGCAACUGACGAGGACGACGAGGACGACGACGAUGACGAAGAGUUUGUCCAUAACCACAAACGACUGACCGAUUCAUGA
Molecule: messenger RNA, 2598 nt
Organism: Plenodomus lingam JN3
Lineage: Eukaryota; Fungi; Ascomycota; Dothideomycetes; Pleosporales; Leptosphaeriaceae
Source: RefSeq, a predicted model, not a curated record